AUGACGAGCCCACUUGUCCUUGUUACCGGCUCAAACGGAUAUGUCGGCUCUCUCGCUCUCCUGAAAACACUCCAAGCGGGCUACCGCGUCCGCGCCGCCGUCCGCUCCAUCUCUCGCAGCAACUUCCUUACAUCAGUCCCUGCCAUCGCCCCCUACACAUCCUCCCUCUCUUUCGUCGAAAUUCCAGAGUUUACCGCCGCCGUCAAAGACGUCGACUCCAUUCUCCAUAUCGCAACGCCUCCCCCCCCACGACCAUCCGCCGCCAACCCGACCACAGACAGCAAGGUCAAGCGCGCCGUCUUGCCCUCGAGUGCCGCCAUGCUCAUUCCCAUGCAAGUUUACAUUGAUUCUGGUGACGCCGACAACACCUACACCGCGCACAGCCGCUUUUCCGACUUCACCGAGCCGCCGUACCCGUCACCCAAGGUCGCCUACCGCGCCGGCAAGAUCCACGCGACGGUGUGGGCCGAGGACCUCGUCAAGCCGCAGUAG
This is a messenger RNA of Anthostomella pinea, 492 nucleotides long. The record is from the annotation of a GenBank genome assembly. NCBI's taxonomy places the organism in Eukaryota, Fungi, Ascomycota, Sordariomycetes, Xylariales, Xylariaceae.